AGAGAAUUGAAACAAAUUUUUCUCGAAAUCUGAAGGCACUACCUAGAUUAGAGCUAAUGUCUUAAGUAGCGGAACAUGUUAUUACUCCAGCCUCAUGAAAGUGACACGUUUUCAUUUUCGUCAAAAACAACUUUAUAUCGAAGGAGUGUCUUUUUGAUGGCAUGCACAAGCACAUUUCGCCGAGACGACCUUUAGACCCGGUGAACGUGUUUCUGCGCACGCGCCUAGCUAACCAACGUCGCAAUGACGUCGCCUACAACUUGAUCAGGGAGAAGCAGGGAUAAACCAGAGUCAAGAAGAUGGCUGACACAGAGCAAACAAGUGCUCCUCCCCCCCCUCAAUUAGGGACAGUGCAAUUCAUGUUGGCUAACAAACUAGAGACGGCAAUGUGGCUCUCGCGGCUCUUCACCGUCUAUUGCUCAGUAAUGUUCAUUCUACCUCUCUUAGGACCUCAGGCGGCUGCCAAUUUCUAUCAGCGUGCGCUGCUGGCCAACGCACUCACUAGUGCUCUGCGGCUACACCAGCGGCUUCCUCACUUCCAGCUCAGCAGAGCCUUCCUAGCCCAGGCACUCCAAGAGGACAGCUGUCACUACCUGCUAUACUCCCUCAUCCUGGUCAACUCUUACCCCAUUACAAUGAGCAUAUUCCCAGUCUUCCUCUUCUCAUUGCUUCAUGCAACCACCUACACAAAGAAGGUUCUUGAUGCAAUGGGCCCCAAUAGCCUUCUCUUCAUGAGGAACUUCCUCAACAAGCUCUCGGCCAACCAGCAGAACAUCCUGAAGUUCAUCGCCUGCAAUGAGAUCUUCCUCAUGCCAGCCACCAUAUUCAUGCUCUUCAGUGGCCAGGGAAGCUUGCUGCAGCCUUUCAUUUACUACAGGUUUCUAACUCUCCGCUAUACAUCAAGGAGAAACCCAUAUUGCCGCACCCUGUUCUCAGAGCUGCGGAUUCUGCUGGAACAUUUCGUCAUGAAGCCUGCCUGCCCCGCCUUCUUCAGAAAGAUGUGCCUCAACAGUAUCUCCUUUAUGAGCCGCCUGGCCCCCACCGCAGUGUGAUCUUACUUCCUGUUCCCACACAACCAUAGUUUGUACUGUAAGGGGCGUGGCAGCAUUUCAACUCGAGCGGGAUGGACGAACAACAACUUUGAGACCAAGGGAAAAAAACAUUUGAAUGUUAGUCUGGUCUGUCUUCCUGCUGCUCUGUUCAUACGCUACAGCGGAGGCUGAGACUCGGACUGUGACGCACUGAAAACUGAUUGUUUUCAAUAUGGCUUUAUGGAACAGCCGAACACUCACUCCCCCUUUUCUCUCUCGCUCUCUGGGAAUAAACACCAGCUGACUAUUUGAUGUGUUCUACUUCUAAGGAUUGACCCUGUGAUGGUUAAAUGUCUUUGUCAUGUAAAAUACUUGUUCUUAUCUUUAAAUAAAAUACUAACUUCUGAGAUUAGAUAGUUCAAUUGUA
This is a messenger RNA of Oncorhynchus keta (chum salmon), 1458 nucleotides long. RefSeq names its product transmembrane protein 33 (gene tmem33). Gene Ontology annotation, cellular component: membrane; endoplasmic reticulum. Gene Ontology annotation, biological process: endoplasmic reticulum tubular network organization; membrane organization. The record is from RefSeq and is a predicted model, not a curated record. The transcript has 8 exons. NCBI's taxonomy places the organism in Eukaryota, Metazoa, Chordata, Actinopteri, Salmoniformes, Salmonidae. The coding region runs from base 300 to 1052 and encodes 250 amino acids.